AUGGAAGAAGAACAAAAAACAAAUAAAUUUAGAGAAAUUUUAGGAAAAAGUCAAAAUUUUAAAGAUCUUAGUAUGUUUAGAAACAUUUCAAAAAGAUUUUUACAAGAUCAUCGAGAUUUUGAAGAAUGGCGUAGUUAUCAACAAGAAACCGAUAAAGGGAUAAGAUUUGUAUUUAGUGUGUUAUUAAGGCAUCUUAAAGGAAAUGCAAAGUUAUGUUAUUUGUACUUUCUAAUGAUAGAUUAUGUUUUUGGUCAUAUUAAUUUAAGUGAAAAGGACAAUGAAAACGUGGUAAUUAGAGGAAAAGUCAACUAUUCUACAAAUGAUGGUUUUAUAGAAAUUGAUAUAGAACUUGUCAUUAUGAGGUUAAUAAAUUUAUUUAAUGCUUUGGAAGAAGGGGAUUUCAAAGAACAAAAGAACGACAGCAUCUUCUUUGCAUUGAUCAUGAUAUGCAAUAAAAUUGUUAACUUUGAAAAACUACAAUUGAUGAAAGAUUAUGUAGAAAUAAAAAAAGAUAAAACAAAUAAAUUCAAAAUUAGCAGAAUACAUUUGAACGCAAUGAGAAUAAAUUUUAUGUUCUAUUUGGGCAUAAUUCGCAUGGAACAUCAAAGUAGUCAAAUACAUUCAGGUCCAUAUGACAUCUUUCUUAAUUUCAUAGACUAUUCUUUUUCUUCCUCUCAUCCUUACCAAUCUGAGAUUAAUAAAUUACAGAAUGAAUUUUCUGAAGAACAAUUUAGGUUAGCAAAGGAAUCUCAAGAACAAAAUGAUGAUUUAUAA
Entrophospora sp. SA101 is the source of this 774-nucleotide messenger RNA. Lineage: Eukaryota; Fungi; Glomeromycota; Glomeromycetes; Entrophosporales; Entrophosporaceae. The record is from the annotation of a GenBank genome assembly.